This is a messenger RNA of Ipomoea nil (Japanese morning glory), 2394 nucleotides long. RefSeq names its product receptor-like cytosolic serine/threonine-protein kinase RBK2. The transcript is spliced from 9 exons. The coding region runs from base 254 to 1990 and encodes 578 amino acids. NCBI's taxonomy places the organism in Eukaryota, Viridiplantae, Streptophyta, Magnoliopsida, Solanales, Convolvulaceae. The record is from RefSeq and is a predicted model, not a curated record. Gene Ontology annotation, molecular function: ATP binding; protein kinase activity. Gene Ontology annotation, biological process: protein phosphorylation.
UGUUGGAAGAAAGGCCGAAUUUUGGGCAAGGAUCGGAGAUCCUAGAAUCUUCAAGGAAAUCUUGAUCAUCCAUGCAUGAAAGCUUGCUCGCAUGCCAUGCCAGCCGCUAUUUCCGUCUCUGGCUCUCCUCUAUUUCUCUCCCACCUCGUCGCAAACCCCAAUCUUGUUCCUCUCUCCUGUGACCAAAACAAAAAUUUGUUUCAUAGGAGGAAGGAUAGGCCCUGUUUCUUCUUUUCCCUGCCCUUGAGGAGCCAUGGGAAAUACUGAAUCUUCAGCUACUUCUCCAUCUCCAUGUGAGGGCACGGGCGAUGCUGCUGAAGAAAAUGAAGAAGUUAUAAUUGAGAUUGAACCAAAACUACUAUUCUGCACUUCCAUAUCCCUCUCUGCUGAAGAGAUGCAAUGCCUAAACCUGGAGGAGAAUCGUGUAGAUAAAGAUCCUACUAUAGAAAUCAAUGAAGAGGGGAAUUUGAUUGCAGAAGAUGUCAUCGAUCACAACAAGACAACCUUAGAAACCAUCGGGGAGGAUGAUGAAUUAGAGUUUUUCGAGGAGGGGCAUAGAGACAAGAUUUUGGGUGAUGGUACCGGGAAACAGGCAGAGACUGAAAGAUCCCCUUCUUCAAAGUUUGGAUUUUUCCACACCGUGCUUACUAAUGCAGACGGGAAAACUCAUGCCCAAUUGUAUGGGUUCUUUAGGAAACUUAAAAAAGGACCCGUGGGAAUGAGCUUACAUACGUUCCAUCCUACUAUUCCCUCUCUAAACUCCAUAAGGAUAUUUUCCAAGAAAACUAGGAAACCUAUGCUGCCAUCGUCUCAAAUGGAUGUCGAUCUGGUUCCUCUGCCAUCUCAAAUCGAUGUCAAUCUGGUUCCUCAGACAUCUCAACUUGACGUCAAUCUUGUUCCUCAUUUCCUUGGGACAUCCUGGAAGAAUUUCUCCCUCCCCGAGCUCCAGAAAGCUACAGACAACUUUAGCAGUGAGAAUGUGAUUGGGACGGGAGGCUAUUCCGAAGUUUUCAAGGGACACUUGGAAGAUGGAGAGUUAGUGGCGGUUAAAAAGCUGACGAGGGGAAGCCCCGAGGAGAUGACAUCGGACUACUUAUCGGAGCUUGGAAUUUUGGUACAUGUCAGUCACCCCAACAUUGCUAGUGUUAUUGGCUACGGAGUCGAAGGGGGAAUGUUCCUUGUUCUGCCUUUGUCUCCUCAUGGGAGCUUAGCAACUCUUCUGAAUGGUGAUCAGAAGGGCAAACUAGCUUGGGGCAGGAGGUAUAAAAUCACUUUAGGCACUGCCAAAGGCCUUGCAUAUCUUCACGAGGAGUGUCAACGGAGAAUUAUACAUAGAGAUAUCAAGGCUGCUAAUGUUUUGCUGACGCAAGAUUUUGAGGCUCAGAUAUCUGAUUUUGGGCUCGCAAAAUGGCUCCCUGAUAAGUGGAGUCACCUUACUGUAUCUCAGUUUGAAGGCACAUUCGGAUACCUCCCUCCAGAGUUCUUCAUGCAUGGAAUUGUUGAUGAAAAAACCGAUGUCUAUGCCUUUGGAGUGUUGCUGUUGGAGAUUAUUACCGGACGCCCCGCUCUGGACGAAGCUAAUAACAGCGUUGUGAUGUGGGCUAAACCUUUGCUACUCAAGAAAAGUUAUAGUGAGUUGGCCGAUCCAGCAUUGGGAGGUGACUUUGAUUACGAGCAGAUGAAUCGAAUGGCUAUGGUAGCUUCUUUGUGCUUACAGCAGUCUGCCACGGACCGACCUUCAAUGGGCAAGGUUGAAAGAAUGCUCAAAGGUGAGGAGACCAUCUCAACGGACAACAAGAAGUUCCAAACCCGGCCUACAUUAAGGGCAUUCCAACUAGAGCUUCUCGACGAUGACUCCCUGUUCGACUCGCCAGCCGAUUCGCCCAAAAGCUCGAGCGACACCCCCAAGAGCUCCAACGCCUCCACGCCCAAGAGCGUGAUCGACCCCAACGAGAUAAUCCACGAGGUUACAUGGGAAACCGAACAAUAGUGACCGGACCGCAUUUUCUCGCCAUAUUUACUCUCACUCUUCUUGAUUCAGACCUGCAGGUCCAAGUGCCAUUAAUGUAGCUCUCUAGGAAAUUCAUACCCCAUGGUGUCUUCUCAUGUUAUGAUUCUUCUGCCUAAACUUGGAAGGAGAGAAUUUUAACCAUCCAAACAGGACAGGCGACCAAAUUGAAUUUUUCUCCAAUGAUUUCUGGAGUUUUUUUUUUUUUUUUUUUUUUUUUUUUUUUGGACUUCAAACAUUGUCAAUGCUUUGUAUAUACUUGCAGAUGUCUUAUGUCUGCUGUGUUGAUAACAAAAAAAGCAGAUUACAAAGCUUAUACUUACACUCCCUUUAGGCAUGCAGGAUUUGUAUAGUUACUAGUUAGGUUGGUUUAUACUUUGGGUACA